Molecule: messenger RNA, 977 nt
Organism: Ceratitis capitata (Mediterranean fruit fly)
Lineage: Eukaryota; Metazoa; Arthropoda; Insecta; Diptera; Tephritidae
Product: pupal cuticle protein 36a
Exons: 2
Coding region: 67-900 (277 amino acids)
Source: RefSeq, a predicted model, not a curated record
GCAAAUCAAACAACUUCAGUCACAACAACUGCAACUAUCCCACAACUAAAAACCCUAAGCAGAGAAAUGCGUGGAUUCAUUGUUUUGUGUUUGUCCGCCGUGGCUAUCGCCGCACCACAAGGCUACAACUACAACCCAGCGUCCGCUGGUGGACAUGGCGCUCAUGGCGGUGCUGGCGGUUUAGUCGCACAUGGCGGCCAGGGUGGUUUUAGCCAAUUCGGCCAGUCAUCCAGCGCUGGUGGGGCAUUCUUCAGUGGCGGUAGUGGUGCUGGUCUUGCCGUUGGUGGUGGUCAAGGUGGUUUCUUUGGACAUGGCGGUGCUGGUGCACAGCAACAACAAGCCGUAGUUUCGAAACGUUUCUUCAUUCAUACCGCACCUGAGGAGAACGAUGAUCAGUACCAAGAGAAACACAUCACUGUCGGUGUGCCACGCAAGAACUACAACGUUGUCUUCAUCAAAUCGCCAAACCGUUCCCAGAAGAAGGCUUCCAUCAAGAUCUCACCAGCCAUCAACGAAGAGAAGACCGUCAUCUAUGUGCUCAACAAGAAGACCGACGGUACCGACAUCGAUGCCCAGGUCUUGGAACAACCUGCUGUCACCACCAAACCCGAAGUAUUCUUCAUCAAGUACAAGACCGCCGAGGAGGCUCAACAUGCCCAACAGGAAAUUCAAGCUCAAUACGAUGCGCUCGGCGGCAGCAGCCAAGUCACCGACGAAGGUGUCGCACCCAUCAGCUCGGUUAUCGGCUCAUUGGGUGGCGGCGAUGGUGUUGGUGCUGGCGCUGGUGCUGGAGCUGGUGCAGGUGCUGGUGCUGGUGCUGGUUUUGGUGCUGGUAUUGGUGGUGGUGCCCUUGGCGGACAUGCCGGUAACAAUGCUUACUUGCCACCCAAUUUCAAAUAAGCUGAGAUAGUUGUUGUUUGUUGAUAUAUUUGUACUGUUUUUGUUGUUAAAUAGUGUUUACGCUUUGCGUUGUACCA